Messenger RNA from Merops nubicus (carmine bee-eater), 1272 nucleotides. It is a transcript of the gene IFT54, whose product is annotated as TNF receptor-associated factor 3 interacting protein 1. Lineage: Eukaryota; Metazoa; Chordata; Aves; Coraciiformes; Meropidae. The annotation marks the transcript as partial. Gene Ontology annotation, molecular function: microtubule binding. The record is from RefSeq and is a predicted model, not a curated record. Gene Ontology annotation, cellular component: ciliary basal body; intraciliary transport particle B; centrosome. Gene Ontology annotation, biological process: regulation of microtubule cytoskeleton organization; cilium assembly; intraciliary transport. The transcript is spliced from 11 exons.
CUGCAGGCCAUUGGGAGGUGCUGCCUCAACAAGCUGUCCAGUGAUGCUGCUGUGAAAAGGAUCUUAGCUGGGGAAAGGCCUGAUGCUAAAGAGAAACCUCCAUCCUCUAAACCUCGAGACAAAGAAAGCAAACAACCCAAACCAGAAGAAAAGGGUCAUAAAGAGCGUAGAGGAGAUGCUGAAAUUAAUGACAGGAGCUCGAGCAGAGACAGGAAACUCAAAGGGGUUUUGAAAGAAAGUGAAGAAAGACAAAAGGAAAGCAAUAAAGAGAAGGAUAAUGAAGAGAGGCACAAGGAGCCUGAAAGAGAAAAACAGGAAAGAGAGAGAAACAAAAGCAGAACGAGCAAGCAAGGAAGAGAAACAGAAAAAACCAAGGGAAAAGGAGAGGUGGAAGGAGAAGAUCUGGAGCGUGAAAAAGGACAGGAAAAAGAGAAAAAAAAUGAAGGAGGAAGAGAAAAGGAGAAGCUGAAAGGGAGAGACAAAGAUAAGGCUAAAGACAGAGAGCGAGAGAAGGACAGGGAGAGAGGGAGAGAGCAGGAGAGGGGCAGGCAGAGGGAGAAGGAUGGGGAGCACGUGAGAGAACAUGGGAAGGAUAAAGCAGAGAAAAAGGCUGCAGAUUCUGAGGAAUCCACACUCAGGAAAGUGCAGAAGCCAACUAAAGACAGCAAGGGGCAGCCAGACAACCAGAGUGAAAGUCCUGCAGGAAUAUCAAGGCAGCCAUCCACAAAAGGAUCAAGGCAACGUGCCAGACCCGGAGGAGAAGGAGCUGUGGAAAUGAAGAGUGUGGCUGAUAGGAUCUCAGAGGAGAGUGUUCCUAACCUGCAAGAGAGAGCUGAACCAGCACCUGCCACAAGCCAGAGAGAAGGAGAAGCAGAGAACGUGGCUCCUGAAAACCCUCCAGUGGCUGAAAAUGGUGAAGCCCCCACUGAUCUUCCACCUCAGCCCGUGCAAAGGCGUGUCCCCAGGCCCAGCAGUGCCCGACCAGCCCCACCCCGAGUGAAGCCACCAGGGAGUGCAGAGCUCGUGCCCCCCGAGAGGAGUGGGAGUGGUAAAACAGUCUCAACCAUAAUCCGAGACCAGGAGGUUUCUGAUGAUGAAGAUGAGCAGUUUGUGGUGGAGGCAGCAGUGCCACUGCUGGGAAUGCCAGAGCUGGAAAUGGAGCCAGAAGUGGAGCUGCUUGAGGAUCAGAAUCAUGGUGGGCUGGUGAAAAGGAUCCUGGAGACAAAGAAAGAUUACGAGGCCUCCCAGACCCCAUCCAAGGCAGCAGAGAGG